AUGGAAGCUCCUGCCCCAACCAUCCCUGCCUAUAACUCCUCGACUCAGCAACCUCGACCUGCACCACCCCCUCCUGCUCGUCCCUUGGUACCACCUCCCGCUCCAGUCAUCACCUCUGCCGCCCCUACUACCCUCAACGGCCACGUCCUCACAUCCGAAGAGCAAGGUUGGAUCAACAACCGACAACUUCCCAACAGUGCAACAGACGCUGGCAUACGUGCUAGGGCCUUCCUCAAUUGCAAUGACCUUUGCAUUGGUGCCGCAAGGCGGGGCACAAGAGUUGAUGGGGAGAGGUUCUAUCGGGCUCUUGAAGAUGAUCUCAAUGAUGACAACCCCUUGUUGGUCCCUCUCAUCAUUGUCAACAUCGGUCUUUCGGCUGACUCUCCCAUUGCUACAGGUCUAUUUGACCCUGGUGCGGCGAUCAAUACCGUCAGCGAGAGUUUUGUGAAGAUGGCGGGGCUGAGGAAAGAGAAAGUGACACCCUUGAAAACUCGGAUGGCAGAUGGGCGACCUGGACCGCAUGUUGAUACCAGAGUCAGGGUGGAUGUUUUUAUUGGUCAAACUCUUUACAAGAACUCCCCUUUCCUCAUUAUCCCCACUUCUUGUCAUGUCGACCUCAUUCUUGGGCUCCCCUUUUGUCUCCAACACCGUUUGCUGGAAGGUGCUGCGCGGCUCGACAAACUUAUCUAA
This is a messenger RNA of Cryptococcus amylolentus CBS 6039, 690 nucleotides long. RefSeq lists its product as hypothetical. The transcript is spliced from 2 exons. NCBI's taxonomy places the organism in Eukaryota, Fungi, Basidiomycota, Tremellomycetes, Tremellales, Cryptococcaceae. Bases 1 to 690 code for a protein of 229 amino acids. The record is from RefSeq and is a predicted model, not a curated record.